AGGCGAUGUAUAUAGAGUAGGCCUGGGUAUGUGGGACAAAUGACAACUGGACGAGUACAUAUAUCACGGCGCAUCAUCGCUCUUUGCGUCAACUAACCUUCGGAAAGAACGCCAACGCAGAUUACGCAGACAUGGGCGCAGAGGAGGAUGUCAUAUGGCUCGGUCCUCCAAACUGGGACAGUGCAUCAUCGAAGUGGUACUCCGGGGUGAACAGUAUGUUGCCAGAAUUCCUUCGGCGAAAAAGCUCUCGAUGAGCAUGCUGGUAUGAAAUUGAGGCCUGCUGAGUAGGCAUCAUCCUGGGCGGCUGAUGACCUAGAGCAUGACCAUACGGUAUGGGGUAAGAGACCCUGGUCACUGGUAGAUGCAAGCCUUGAUGGUUAUAGAGCAAGCCGGCGAGAGGGGAUGGGGAUUCCGGGAAAAGAGAAAGGUUUCGAGCCGGGGGCGUAGGACGGGCAGGAGGAAGGGUUUGGGGCUGGUAUCCGAAGGCAUAAGGAGGUGGUGGACGUUGAGGGGCGGAGUCGUGUCCCAGAGGUGGGAGUCGGACGUCGAUAUCAUCGCUUGCGGGCUGAAGGUGUGUCUCGCCGAUCUCAUGGCCUUCGUCUUCCUCCUCAAAGUAUUCUUCUCCCUCUCCAUCCUCGGACCCUCCUUCUUGCCCGUAUUCCUCGUCUUCUUUGUCCUCGCCUGCGUCUUUUUCAUCAUGACCACCAUCCCGAUUAUCACCCUGACCAUCCUCGUGACCAUCAUCCUCGCCAUCAUCUUCGACAUUUUCCUCACCAUCCUCUCGACCACCAGCAGCUUCUGUCUCGGCUUUCUCAACUGCUAUCUGAUUUUCGCCCUUCAUGUCUAGAACAUCCUUCGACACUCUACCCUCCUUCACCAUAGCCUCCAGCUUCACCCUGGUCGAAGGCUGCCACCCAUCAGGGGGCGGCUCCCAAACGCAAUCCUUUCCAUGCUUGCGGCAUUCCUCACAAUCAGCCUCAAACAAAGAUCCACCGGCACACUGCAAGUUCGCUUCAGCAUUGCCGCUAUACAGUAGAGACGGUUGAUUUGGAGAUGGAGCGAGAACGUACCUUGCGCCUGCUAUCUCGGCACGGACCGCAGCCCAGCGUUUGUCGCGUCCUUCUGGGCGGUUUGCGCUUCUUGGUCGGGCUACCACCGCCGGCGCUGCCUCUACUUCUCUUCUUCUUUCCGCUUCUACCAGCUGAAGCUUUCUUGUG
Cryptococcus amylolentus CBS 6039 is the source of this 1217-nucleotide messenger RNA. RefSeq lists its product as hypothetical. The transcript has a single exon. The record is from RefSeq and is a predicted model, not a curated record. Lineage: Eukaryota; Fungi; Basidiomycota; Tremellomycetes; Tremellales; Cryptococcaceae. Bases 362 to 847 code for a protein of 161 amino acids.